Molecule: messenger RNA, 2613 nt
Organism: Sphaerodactylus townsendi
Lineage: Eukaryota; Metazoa; Chordata; Lepidosauria; Squamata; Sphaerodactylidae
Product: tricarboxylate transport protein, mitochondrial-like
Exons: 9
Coding region: 31-972 (313 amino acids)
Biological process (GO): mitochondrial citrate transmembrane transport
Source: RefSeq, a predicted model, not a curated record
CUGCCGCCUCAGACCGGCUGGUGGGGAGGAAUGGCCGCGUCUCAGCCCAGGGGGGGCCGAGCCCCAGCCGCAGCCGCAGCCCCCGCAGGCCGGGCCAAGCUGACCCACCCGGGGAAGGCCAUCCUGGCAGGUGGCAUCGCUGGAGGUAUUGAGAUCUGCAUCACUUUCCCUACGGAAUAUGUCAAAACACAGUUGCAACUGGACGAAAGGGCCAACCCUCCUCGGUACAGAGGCAUUGGUCACUGCGUGAGGCUGACUGUACAAGAUCACGGCUUUCGAGGGCUGUACCGGGGCCUCAGCUCUCUGCUCUAUGGAUCCAUUCCAAAAUCUGCAGUCAGAUUUGGAGUCUUUGAGUUCCUCAGCAGUUAUGCCAAGGAUUCAAAUGGAAAACUGGACAGCAAGAAGAGUUUAUUCUGUGGCCUUGGAGCAGGCGUGGCAGAGGCCGUGGUGGUUGUCUGUCCCAUGGAGACUGUCAAGGUGAAGUUUAUCCAUGAUCAAGGCUCUCCCAAUCCCAAAUACCGAGGAUUUUUCCACGGGGUGCGUGAAAUUGUGCAAGAACAAGGUCUGCGUGGGACAUAUCAAGGCCUCACAGCCACUGUCCUCAAACAAGGUUCCAACCAGGCCAUCCGAUUCUUUGUGAUGACUUCUUUCCGUAACUGGUAUUUAGGGGACAGUCCCCACAAGGAGAUGAAUCCCUUUGUCACAGCUAUGUUCGGGGCAACUGCAGGUGCCGUCAGCGUCUUUGGCAACACUCCCCUAGAUGUCAUCAAAACCAGGAUGCAGGGAUUGGAAGCCCACAAAUAUAAGAGCACGCUGGAUUGUGCUUACCAGAUCCUUAAAAACGAGGGCCCCGUGGCAUUCUACAAAGGGACCAUUCCACGUCUCGGCCGGGUUUGUCUGGAUGUGGCCAUUGUGUUUGUGAUUUACGAAGAAGUGGUAAAACUUCUCAACAAGGUCUGGAAAACCAUUUGAUGGACUUGACCAAAAAAGGAUCUGAGAAGGCUGAUGGAUUCUCAAAAUACUAGGAAAAGCAAUGUUUUUGUUUGUGGGGCCAACUGUGCCAGCCGCUGGCACCAAAGGACUCUUGAUCGCUGCAGUGGACUACUUGUGGGAACAUUUUAAAUGAAAAGGCUAAGCAAAGAACUGGUGAUAUCCCCCCAUCCAUCUACUUCAGGACUGUGGCACUGUAUAGGCCCACAGAUGCUUGAAGAACGCAAUGUAUCUCACCUCCUGAGGGUGGCAAUGCAGCCAAGCUUUGUUCGGUAGUAUCAUUUUCGGAGCACUGAAAUGCAGUCCAAUGUGGUUUAAGCUCCCGUGGAUACACUCCUUAUGCAGUACUUAACGGGAAACAUGAUUGAAACCCAUUUGCUACCAGAAUCUGCAGGGGCUGCUCUAGCAUAAACCAAACUAGGGCUAACAGAUUUACUCCAACUAACUUGUAUGCUUACAAACUCCUCUUAAAACAUUACCGAAUGCUAUUUUGUCCUUUCAUGGCAAAGGACCACCAUACACUACUAUUUGAUAGUAUGGAGAGUGAUGCAUUACAGCUUUUGUGAGCAGGGGAAGGGAGCAACCUUUUGAUCCAUGAGGGGUCUGGGAGAAUUAAGUGGCAAAUGGCGUCCGGGUUGACAAACUGAACUUCAUAUGUACAGUUCAGCUGCUGUUUCUUUAACACAAUACUGGUCUUAAACAUAGACUUCUGAAGCCUUUACAGAGGGGAAGACAUGCAUCUUCCACCCUGCCCUUGGAAAUCCUCUCUGUGCAAAUCCUUGCAAGAUUAGGCAGUAGUGUAAAAUCCCAGAGAGCUGGGGCUUUUCCGGGUCGAGGACCUUUAAUGCCCUUAAGUUGCCUUUUUUCUUAUCAGUGCAGCUAAACCCAACAUCUGGCUCUCCGUCCCCCCACAAAUGUCUUAAGACAGAAGGCACAGAGAGAUGUAUUGGCUGCCUUCUCUUUAGAUACAGCAUGCGAAGAAGCUGUUUUGUGCCACUAUAAUAUUUUGCCACUUUGUGAGCUUGCCCUGAGCUGCCCUUGGCUCCGGUUUCAGGCAACUUGGGCCUUAGCCUGUCUGUGCUCCGCUUGUUUAAACUCAUUUCAUACUUGUUGCUGCGGCUCCCAGCUAAAUCUUGGGCUCGGAAAAUCUUGGUGAAGCCCAUCUGAGAGCUGAUUCCAAGUUCCUUUGCUGCACUGCAGACGUCCAACUCCCUUGCAAGAACCUGUAGCAAAACUAUUGCAGACUGGUUUAAUCCCUGCCCCCCCAAAGCAUUUGAAGAAGAGAUGGUGCUUGUUUCUGAGGUCAAAUGCAACCACUCCACUUGGCUGACCGUCAGUGUUAAAAAGGAGAAGCCAGUGGUCAGAGAAGUCGAUCCAAGGAUUGUUCCUUGGAUUUGUCCUUGGGAUCGUCCCUUGGGUUUGUUCUCGACACAGAUGCACCUCACUGCAUCCUUGGCCUGAGAAAAGAAUUUCUUCUGUUUGUGCCUUUCUAACAUCGGCCUUUUGAACUUUCUCUCUGAUUUGCUGCUGCUUUUUUGUCGUUGUGUUACUUUUGAAGCACUGUUCAUGGUGUACAGGUUCACACGUUUCACUUUCAAGGAUAAACAAAGUCUUAUACAUACA